AUGGAGCGGGACGAACAGAUCACGUUCUACACCUCUGCGUACUCUCCCUACUGCCAUCGCGUCGCAAUCGCCCUCGCAGAAGCCGGGCUCGAAGUGACGAAGUGCGAGAUCAACCUCCAACCGGGCUCGAAGCAGCCGUGGUUCACGAAGGUGAACCCGCUCGGGACUGUCCCCGCGUUCACAAUCGGGGGUGCCCCCGCUGCGCCUGAAGACCCUUCGCCGGACGCUCGGCGCCUAUGGGAGUCUUCAGUGCUGCUCGAGCUCAUCGCCGAGCUCCGCCCACGCGCGGGGCUGCUCCCUGGGGACGCCGGCGCGCGCGGUGCGGUGCGGCUCUUCGUCGCGCGCGCGCACGACACCCUGCACGGCGCGUUCCGGCAGUUCUUCUUCGCGCCGACCGGGCGCGCGCACGCGUUCGCGGCGGGGCUCGAGGCGUUCCAGGCGCUGCUCGCGCCGCGCGGGUACGCGCUCGGCGCGUGGUCGCUCGCGGACGUCGCGGUCGCGCCGUUCGUCGUGCGCACGGCGGUGCUCGCCGAGCACGAGGAGAUCGGCAAGUACCCGCGCGGGGAGGGCGCGAAGCUGCUCGCGGCGCUCGCGGAGCCGCGAUUCGCGCGCUUCCGGGCGUACUGCGCGCUGCUGCUCGCGCGGCCGAGCGUGCGGGAUACGUUUGACAGGGAACUGAACGUGAAGAUGUGGAGGAUCCAUCCGAACGUGGGGCGCAAUACGCCGCACCCGUCGCACGCGAGCCACUAG
Messenger RNA from Epithele typhae, 750 nucleotides. RefSeq lists its product as uncharacterized. The transcript is spliced from 4 exons. The record is from RefSeq and is a predicted model, not a curated record. Bases 1 to 750 code for a protein of 249 amino acids. Lineage: Eukaryota; Fungi; Basidiomycota; Agaricomycetes; Polyporales; Epitheliaceae. Gene Ontology annotation, cellular component: cytoplasm.